AUGGCUACAAUCAGCACCCACCAGUCAUACCCACGGGUUCACAGACUCUCGGUCAGGAAUAACGACGAUGAGCUCGAGAGAAUAGAAAAUGGCAACAGCAGGACUCACUCACUGUGUGAGGACACAUCUUCUGAACUGCAGGGAGUGACCUCCAUGGAGACCAAAGGACAGCCUGAAUCCCGCCGGAGCUCUUUCACAGGCAGAGGAGCUUUAGCCAGGUUCACUCAUUUCGUCAUCAUGGUGAGGAACUGGACAACUCGACAAAUGCACAAUGAAGACCAGAGGCCAGAUUCUUUUUUGGAACGCUUUCGAGGACCAGAGAUAAAGGACGUGUCAAGUCGAGAGAGCAACACCCAGUCAGCUAUCAGCAAUCUGGAGCAUCAAGGAAAGAGCAAAAGCUACGGGCUCCUGGCAAAAUUCAACAUCAACAAUUGCAACAACAAAGAGGAUGAUAAAAAUGACACAAAGUCAGAAGGGCAGAAGGAAAGAGAGAGAGCUUCCAAAAAGAAAGAUGAGGAAAAGGAAAGAAAAAAUGAUGAGAAAAAGAAGGAAGUGAAGAAGGAUUGGUAUGUCAUUGACCCUUCAGAGAAUCUUUACUACAGAUGGCUUUCUGUUAUUGCAGUGCCUGUACUGUACAACUGGUGUAUGCUGGUAUGCAGGGCUUGUUUCGAUGAACUUCAAGUAAGAAAUCUUACCCUGUGGCUGGUUCUGGAUUACCUCUCUGAUGUCAUCUACGUUAUAGACUCAGCUGUAAGAUUCCGAACAGGUUUUCUUGAACAAGGAUUGCUGGUUAAGGAUACAAAGAAAUUGAGACAGAAUUACAUGAGGAUGCCUCAGUUUAAACUGGACGUGCUCUCUCUUUUACCAACAGAUUUAGCCUAUGUUUGGUUGGGCUUUAACUACCCAGAGGUGAGAUUUAAUCGUCUCUUCCGUUUUAGCCGCAUGUUCGAAUACUUUGAUCGCACGGAAACCAGGACAAAUUACCCUAACAUGUUUCGAAUUGGAAAUCUCGUUUUGUACAUCCUCAUCAUUAUUCACUGGAAUGGUUGCAUUUAUUAUGCAAUUUCAAAAUCGAUUGGGUUUGGUAUUGACACCUGGGUCUAUCCAAACAUAUCCCAUCCUGAAUAUGGACGACUUAGCAGGAAAUACAUCUAUUGCCUUUACUGGUCCACUUUGACCUUGACUACCAUUGGAGAGACACCUCCUCCAGUGAAGGAUGAAGAGUAUCUAUUUGUGGUCAUUGACUUCCUGGUGGGGGUUCUCAUCUUUGCCACCAUUGUUGGUAAUGUGGGCUCCAUGAUCUCAAACAUGAAUGCAUCUCGGGCCGAGUUCCAAUCCAAAAUUGACUCCAUAAAACAGUACAUGCAGUUCCGUAAAGUGAGCAAAGACUUGGAGGCUAGGAUCAUCAAGUGGUUUGAUUACUUAUGGAUCAACAAGAAGACUGUGGACGAGAAGGAAGUCCUCAAAAACCUUCCUGAUAAACUAAAGGCUGAGAUUGCCAUCAAUGUCCACUUGGACACGUUGAAGAAAGUCCGGAUAUUUUCCGAUUGUGAAGCCGGCCUUUUGAUUGAGUUGGUGCUCAAGCUGCAGCCUCAAGUGUACAGCCCUGGGGACUACAUCUGCCGGAAGGGGGACAUUGGCAGGGAGAUGUACAUCAUCAAAGAAGGCAAGCUGGCAGUUGUAGCCGAUGACGGGGUAACACAAUUUGUGGUCCUGAGUGAUGGCAGUUACUUUGGAGAGAUCAGCAUCUUGAAUAUAAAGGGCAGUAAAGCGGGUAACAGGCGCACUGCCAACAUAAGAAGCAUUGGCUACUCUGACCUGUUUUGCUUGUCCAAAGCUGAUCUGAUGGAAGCCCUGACCGAGUAUCCGGAUGCCAAGAAGAUUCUGGAAGAGAAGGGCCGUCAGAUUCUGAUGAAGGAUAACUUAAUAGAUGAAGAGGCAGCAAAAGAGGGUGCAGAUGCAAAAGACCUGGAAGAGAAGGUGGAGAGGAUGGAAUCUUCGUUGGACUGCCUGCAGACCAAGUUUGCUAGGCUCAUGGCCGAGUACAAUUCCAGUCAAAUGAAGCUGAAACAAAGGCUGACAAGAGUAGAGAAAACAGUAAAAAUCUAUGGCAGUGGCUACCUAUCUGAUGGCCUGGACAGCUCAACUGACAUAGAACUAGGAAAACAGUGA
Molecule: messenger RNA, 2172 nt
Organism: Hemiscyllium ocellatum (epaulette shark)
Lineage: Eukaryota; Metazoa; Chordata; Chondrichthyes; Orectolobiformes; Hemiscylliidae
Gene: cnga3a
Product: cyclic nucleotide gated channel subunit alpha 3a
Exons: 9
Coding region: 1-2172 (723 amino acids)
Biological process (GO): monoatomic cation transmembrane transport
Cellular component (GO): plasma membrane; intracellular cyclic nucleotide activated cation channel complex
Molecular function (GO): intracellularly cGMP-activated cation channel activity; protein-containing complex binding; intracellularly cAMP-activated cation channel activity
Source: RefSeq, a predicted model, not a curated record